ACUCCGCCGCGCACCGCGAACUUGUACCUCAGAGUGUUGCUGUUAAAUUUGACUGAACGCACGUGCCCGCGUCUUCAUACACGCUGCGCGCGGCCUUCUGCAAUUGCAAUCAACCAAAGAGACUGCCGCGGGCAAAAACAGCAAUCAAAGUCGGACUUUCAGCACCUGCGUGGGGCGCCGGAACUCGACCGAGCGCUGAGAUUUUUUUCAGAACACACAUCCGCGCCGCGCGCCCGCGCGCCCCGCCUCAGGCCGCGCUCCGAGCCCUGGAGACGACGUCCGAGCGCCCCCGGCCGCCCGAAUCCCCCUCCACACACCUGCCGCGCCGCCGCGCGCCUCGCAAACCCGCGACCCCCACAAAACACAAGCAACCCGCGCAGGCCCCCCAGAAGAAGCGCCAUGGCGACGCCCCCGCCGACCGGCUCCGCCGCGGCCCGCUCCGCCCUCGCCCAGAAGCUCUCGGGCGUGCCCCCGGACUACUUCGUGAUCAAAUUGUACCAGAUGCUCCAGGAGCAGCGGGAAGUGCUCACGUGGGACCCGGAUGGAGGCAUCAUCAUCCACGAUCGCCAGCGCCUGGAAGCGACGCUGUCUGUUUAUUUCAGACACAACCGGUUCACGUCGUUUCAGAGACAACUGAACAACUUCGGCUUCCACAAGAAGCGCAAGCCCACGGCCUGCCUGUCGGGCACGGCGGCGCAGCAACGGAAAGGCGCGGCCUACGACCACCCGCUCCUCGUCGGGCAGCAGCCCGAGGCCGUCCUCCGCCUCCGCCGCGACGCGCGCCCGCGCCAGCCGCGCGGCGAGGCCUCUCCUAGGAGAUCGACGGCGCGCCAGCGCUCGGCCCGCGCGCCGCCCGUCGGCGAGGGCGCGUUCAAUCUGCUCGCGGACGUCGCCGCGACGGAGCUGCGGAGAGAAAAUUCAAGGGGAGAGCUCGAGGCCGACGCGGAACUACUGACGAGGAACGCUAGUUCGUCGGAAGACCUCGAGGAUAGAGGCGCAUCCGCCUCGCCUCCCAGAGUCUCGGACUCGGAAGGCCGAACCUCGUCCGAGGAGAGAAGUUCCUCAGUAGCCUCCUCCGAAAACCGCAACGAACGUUCAAGUUCAAGAGACGACGACGGCUCCGGUUCUGGUAGUGACGACGGCCACCGGAGGCAGCAGCACCCGGACGCGCCCCCCGCAAUAGUGGGCGGCUCGCCGCGAAGAAGCCCUCAAAAGCCCUUCCCCGUCUUACUAAAAGACAUGCUCGACGCGACUUCUGAUCAAAUCCUGGCCUGGUCGGCCGACGGCGCGGCCUUCGAGAUCCGCGACGCCGAGGCGCUGCAAAGGGACGUGCUGCCCAAGUUCUUCCGCCACGUCCGCGCCGGCGUCCGUUCCUUCGCGCCGCCGCGGCGACGGCGUGCAGGUGGUGUAGGCUCGGCGCACGCCAUCGCCGCGCCCGCCUCGGAGACCAACGGGGGAACAACACAGGCGCGCCUCGCGUCGUUCCAGCGCCAGCUCUCGCUCUACCAGUUCCGAAGGGCCAAGGCCGCGCCCGGCGCGCCCGCGCCGCCCAUGGCCUACGCGCACCCGCGCUUUACCAGAGACGCCGACGCCGCGGCCUUGUCGAGCGUCACGCGCGCGGCGUCGCCGAAAUCGUCGCCGCCGUCGUCACCAAAAGCGGCCGCGCCGGGCUCGGCCGAGGCGCCGACGUCGCCGCGCGUGCGGCCGCGGGAAGCGAACGAAGAAAGCGCCCUGACGGCGCUCUUCGCGCUCUCCGGCGUGUCCUCGUCCGACGCGGGCGGCGGCGGCGACGCCGCUCCCGUCGAGCCGAAGCGGCAGAAGGUCGACGAGCCCGUGCGCGUCGUCGGCUGA
This is a messenger RNA of Pelagomonas calceolata, 1851 nucleotides long. The record is from the annotation of a GenBank genome assembly. Lineage: Eukaryota; Pelagophyceae; Pelagomonadales; Pelagomonadaceae.